GCUCUUUCCUGAUUCCUCCAAAAACAGAUCAAUCUUGCUUGCUAGGUCGGUCCCUCCACUCCUCUGUGUCUUUUUUAUCUCUGCUUCCUUGCAAACAGGCCCUGCCUUCGUGACGAAGAAAAACCUCCCUCUCUCUCACAAAUCCGUGGCGAUGCAAGAAACCGAGCUACAAGAUUUGUCCGACGACGCGGAUUAUGCAGCGUCACAGCUACAAGGGUCGGCGAGCAUGGUGCGAAGCAAUAGCCGCAAACAGAGCUGGUCGAGCGAGCCCGACGGUGCCGAGAUCGUUUAUCUGAAGGAUAAUGUGACUAUUCAUCCGACGCAGUUCGCUUCAGAGAGGAUCAGUGGGCGAUUGAAACUGAUUAAGCAAGGCUCUUCUCUCUUUAUGACGUGGAUUCCAUACAACGGGCAAAGCUCGAAUGCGAAGCUGUCUGAGAAAGAUAGGAAUCUUUAUACCAUAAGGCCAGUCCCUUUUACGGAGGUGCGGUCGAUUCGGAGGCACACCCCGGCACUCGGGUGGCAGUACAUUAUCGUUGUUUUGUCAUCAGGACUUGCUUUUCCUCCACUUUACUUCUACAAUGGAGGAGUUAAAGAGUUUCUUGGUACCAUAAAGCAACAUGUUUUUCUUGUGAGGUCUGCAGAAGGUUCAAAUGUAUUUCUAGUGAAUGAUUUUCAAAAUCCUCUCCAGAGAACGUUGUCUUCUUUGGAGCUGCCUAGGGCUGUUUCUCUUGCUAGCGAGCCAUCAAUGUCCAUUUCAGUUGGCGAGUCCCCUUUAAAUGAUGAUCAGGAGAGAGCUGAUGGCGAGGUUCGUAAUGAGAGUUCCAAUCUUUCUCAAAACAAUGUGAUGCAAAGGCAAAAGGUUCAUGAUCCUGCUCGAGAUCUCUCAAUUCAGGUAUUGGAAAAAUUCUCUCUUGUGACCAGAUUUGCCCGGGAUACAACUUCACAACUCUUCCGUGAAAGUCAUGGUAAUGGAUAUGGUGCAAUUGAGAGGAGAAGCCAUAAGCAGUCUUCCCUUGAUUGCCCUAAAAAGACAUCCAAUAUUGAAGAAAAAGCUCCUGAAGAAAUCCCUUUGGCAUCAGAUCCUUUGGUUGAUAAAUUAACGCUGGUAUGGGGAAAACCACGGCUGCCACCUUUGGGGCCUGAUGAGUGGUCCAUGCUCUUGGAUUCUGAAGGGAGAAUCAUGGAUUCAAAAGCUUUAAGAAAGAGAAUAUUUUAUGGGGGAGUGGAGCAUGGAUUACGGAAGGAGGUAUGGGCAUUCUUGCUUGGAUACCAUCGCUAUGAUUCAACAUAUGCUGAGAGGGAAUAUCUUAGGUCCCUUAAAAAGACAGAGUAUGAGACCAUAAAGAUUCAGUGGCAGAGUAUCUCCCCUGAACAGGCAAAAAGAUUUACGAAAUUUAGGGAGAGAAAAGGCCUUGUUGAAAAAGAUGUGAUAAGGACUGACAGAUCACUCUUCUUCUAUGACGGGGAUGAUAAUGCAAAUGUGAAUCUGUUGCGUGAUAUUUUGCUAACAUACUCAUUCUACAACUUCGAUCUUGGUUACUGCCAGGGUAUGAGUGAUCUCUUGUCCCCAAUAUUGUUUGUAAUGGAUGACGAGCCAGAGGCAUUUUGGUGUUUUGUUGCGCUGAUGGAUCGGCUUGGACCCAAUUUCAAUCGUGACCAAAAUGGCAUGCACUCUCAACUAUUUGCAGUAUCCAAGUUGGUGGAGUUGUUAGACAGCCCAUUGCAUAACUAUUUUAAGCAGAAUGACUGCCUCAACUAUUUCUUUUGUUUUCGCUGGGUUCUAAUACAAUUCAAAAGGGAAUUUGAAUACGAGAAAACAAUGCUGUUAUGGGAGGUAUUGUGGACUCAUUAUUUGUCGGAGCACCUACACCUGUACGUAUGUGUGGCAAUAUUGAAACGAUAUCGCGGUAAAAUAAUGGGGGAGCAGAUGGACUUCGACACUCUCUUGAAAUUCAUUAACGAACUGAGUGGUCACAUUGACCUUGAUUCAAUCCUCCGGGAUGCAGAGGCUUUGUGCAUAUGUGCCGGUGAGAAUGGCGCGGCUUCCAUUCCUCCUGGAACCCCUCCCUCAUUGCCUGUUGAUGAUGGUUUUUUAUACCCUCAACAAGAUGACGACGUCUUGUAAUUGGGGCCCCUCGCUAUUCCAUUUAUAGACUUUCUAGUCUCACAUCUGUACAAACACGUUCACUGCUCUAUUUCCGUGUAAUUAAUUGCUGUGUUUUUUUUUUCCACCGACCAUGUCAAUGGGUCUAUCAAAUCGAAUCGAUAAACUGUAUCUUUGUUGACGGUUCUCAUCCGGCUAUAUGCAUCACAUGGCGCCAAAGACCAUUGGAUU
This is a messenger RNA of Juglans microcarpa x Juglans regia, 2335 nucleotides long. RefSeq names its product TBC1 domain family member 15-like. NCBI's taxonomy places the organism in Eukaryota, Viridiplantae, Streptophyta, Magnoliopsida, Fagales, Juglandaceae. The coding region runs from base 152 to 2125 and encodes 657 amino acids. Gene Ontology annotation, molecular function: GTPase activator activity. The record is from RefSeq and is a predicted model, not a curated record. The transcript has 15 exons. Gene Ontology annotation, biological process: activation of GTPase activity.